Molecule: messenger RNA, 2051 nt
Organism: Neofelis nebulosa (Clouded leopard)
Lineage: Eukaryota; Metazoa; Chordata; Mammalia; Carnivora; Felidae
Gene: OASL
Product: 2'-5'-oligoadenylate synthetase like
Exons: 6
Coding region: 23-1531 (502 amino acids)
Biological process (GO): defense response to virus; regulation of ribonuclease activity; negative regulation of viral genome replication
Cellular component (GO): membrane; nucleoplasm; cytosol
Molecular function (GO): double-stranded RNA binding; protein binding; nucleotidyltransferase activity
Source: RefSeq, a predicted model, not a curated record
GUGGUACUCUCCUCAUUCAGAGAUGGCGCUGACCCCAGAGCUCUAUGACACCCCUGCCUCCCGGCUGGACUCCUUCGUGACUCAGUGGCUGCAGCCCAGCCGGGACUGGAAAGAAGAGGUCCUGGAGGCCGUGCGGACGGUGCAAAAAUUCCUGAGGGAAGAGCACUUUGAGGGGGAGCAUGGGCUGGACCAGGAAGCGCGGGUGCUGAAGGUGGUCAAGGUAGGCUCCUUUGGGAACGGCACGGUGCUCAGGAGAACCUCGGAGGUGGAACUGGUGGUGUUCCUGAGCUGUUUCCACAGCUUCCGGGAGGAGGCCAGGUACCACCAAGCCGUUCUGAGUCUGAUGUGGAAAAAGCUGUGGUGUUGCCGGGACCUACUGGCCCUUGGGCUCGAGAACGUGGAAAUAGUCCAAGGAGUCCCCGAUGCCCUCGUCUUUACCAUCCAGACCAGGAAGACCGCAGAGCUCGUCACUGUCACCGUCGUGCCUGCCUACAGGGCCCUGGGGCCUUCUGUUUCCAACUCUCAGCCACAUCCUGAGGUCUAUGUGAGUCUGAUUGAGGCCCACGGUUACCCUGGAAACUUCUCCCCAUCCUUCAGCGAGCUGCAGAGGAACUUUGUGAAACAUCGGCCAACCAAGCUGAAAAGCCUCCUGCGGCUGGUAAAAUACUGGUACCUGCAGUACGUGAAAGCCAAGUGCCCAAGGGCGGCGCUGCCCCCUGUCUAUGCCCUUGAGCUGCUGACUAUCUACGCCUGGGAAGUAGGUGCCCAGGAGGACGAGAGCUUCCAGGAGUAUAAGUUCCUCUGCAUCUACUGGACCAAGUACUACACAUUCCAGAACCCGCUCAUCAAGGGCUUUGUCAGAAAACAGUUCAAAAGAGACAGGCCUGUCAUCCUGGAUCCAGCUGACCCCACCCACAAUGUGGCAGAAGGGUACAGAUGGGACAUCGUCGCUCAGAGGGCCUCCCAGUGCCUGAAACAGAACUGUUGCUAUGACGACAAGGAGAAUCCAGUCCCCAGCUGGACCGUGAAGCGGGCACGAGACAUCCAAGUGACCGUGGAACAGUGGGGUUACUCAGAUCUGAUCCUCAGGGUGAACCCUUAUGAACCCAUAAAGAAGGUUAAAGAGAAGAUCUGGCAGAGCCGGGGCUGUGUGGGCCUACAGCAUCUGUCCUUCCAGGAGCCUGGUGGCAAGCGACAGCCCCUCAAUAGCCAGUGCUCCUUGGCCUAUUACGGAGUCUUCUCCAACAUCCGCAUCUGUCUGGUGGAGACCAUCUCCCCCGAGAUCCAGGUCUUUGUGAAUCAUCCCAAUGGUGGGAGCCACGCCUACGCCAUUGACCCCAAAAGCUUCAUCCUGGGCCUGAAGCAGCAGAUUGAAGACAAGCAGGGGCUGCCCACAAGUCAGCAGCAGCUGGAGUUCCAAGGCCAAGUCCUGCAGGAUUGGGUGUCUUUGUGGAGCUAUGGUAUCCGGGAUAGUGAUACCCUCAUCCUCUCCAAGAAGAAAGCUGGAAAGUUUCCUUUUCUGCCCUACUAAUCUGGGACUCAGCAUAUCAACCACUUCCUCCAGCUCUCGCCUGGGGGAGGUCCCAUGUCUUCACCAGCUUUGUAAAUAGUGAGCGUAGCCCCGCCAGGAGGGAUGUGGGACACUUGCUAUACGAUGGACAAUGGCCAGACCAUACAUGACAAUAGAAUUCUGACCCACAGCCUCUGCAGUCCCCUAGCCCAGGAAGCCAAACUAUCACCUCUGCAGCAAGCACCCCCAAAUCAUCAGGACUUGAUCACUGCCAGCUUCCCUAAUUCGACCUCACUUCCAACUUAGAAUCAACCAGAAAAAUCCAGAUAGGCUCCCUAACCAAUCACAGAGGAGGCCCUGCUUCUAAUUAGCUGCCUACUGCUUCCCCAGGCCAACAGCUUCAAUCAGAGUAUACCUGAAGCCUUCCCUUUUUUUCCACUAUAAAGUUUUCCCCGUCUUGGAAUCUCUGCCAGUUUACGAGGGAUGGUGGCUGACUCCCUUGCAAUAGCAAGUUGGAAAUAAAUCACCUUUGUUUAUUCUC